Messenger RNA from Ogataea polymorpha, 1569 nucleotides. RefSeq lists its product as uncharacterized. The transcript has a single exon. The record is from RefSeq and is a predicted model, not a curated record. The annotation marks the transcript as partial. Lineage: Eukaryota; Fungi; Ascomycota; Pichiomycetes; Pichiales; Pichiaceae.
GAGGAUUCCAAUGAUAACUUUAACGAAGUUAUGAGCGAGCUUGCCGGCCCCCGGAAUCAAAGUUUGGCAUUUUCACGAUACUGGGAGAAUGUUGAGGACCUCAAAUCGCAGUCCACCAAAGAUCGCGAGCUGCUGAGUCAAGGUGCUAACGGGAUCAAGAGAACCUUCAACGAAAUCAAGACAGGAAUUGAGUACACUAACGACGACGAGCUAGUAAAGAGAAUAGACUGGGAAUUUUGGUCCGAAGUGAUUAAUGAUUAUAGUUCUGUUCUUGAAAACAAAUCAGAGGAGCUAAUUGCCAAUAUCACGAAAGGAAUACCGCGAGAGCUCCGCGGAAUGGUGUGGCAGGUGAUCUGCAAUUCUAAGUCAAUGGAACUGGAGGAAUUCUUCCGUGCCAACCGCAAUUGUGAGAGUCAGUACCAGAAACUGAUCAAGAGAGAUUUGGCAAGAACGAGUUUUGUGACUAAUAGCGCUGUCAGAACGAAAAUUGUCGACCUGUACGAGAUCAUUAAGGUGUACAGCAUAUAUGACAAGGAGGUGGGCUAUACUCAGGGAAUGGCAUUUAUCACGGUUCCUUUACUCAUGAACAUGGAAGCCAGUGAGGCAUUCUGCAUGCUAGUGAAACUCAUGAACACAUACGACUUCAAGCAGCUCUUUGUGCCUCAAAUGCCUGGACUCCACUUGAAACUGUACCAGUUUGACAGACUCAUGGAAGACAAGCUGCCUGAACUGUAUUUGCAUUUAAAACGAGAAGGUGUGAGGUCCUCGAUGUAUGCCACCCAAUGGUUUUUGACAGUAUUUGGCUACAAGUUCCCAUUGGAAAUGGUGUUGCGCAUAUACGAUAUUGUCAUUGCCGAAGGUAUUGAGUCCCUUCUCAAAUUUGCUAUCAACCUGAUGAUGAAAAACCAAAAAGAGCUGCUGGAAUUGAGUUUCGAUGACUUGCUACCAUUUUUGAAAGACAAAUUAUUUUUCUACUACGUUGACAACAGCGGUGACGAUAACGCACGAAGAACGCUGGCAGAUGGCUAUUCAAACAGAGAAAUCUCCAUUGAUACGUACAAACUUGAAGAUUUUGUGGCCGACUCAAUGGCCAUCAACAUCCUCCCUGUGAAUCUUAAAAGAUACGAGGCAGAGUUUCUCGAAAUCCACAAGCUUGAAGGCGAGAUGGAAACCGAAAUUUCACAGCUCAAGACAAGAAAUGGCCAGCUUUUGCGAGACAUAAGGAAUAUCGAGGCAGCAUAUGCUACCCUUAAUCGGGAGCACGUAGAAAUUGCCAACGAAAUGGUGCAAGGAAAAAUGGAAAUUGCUCAUUUGCAGGACGAAAAUAGGCAACUUCAGGAACAGAUCGACGAACUAACAGAGAGGCUUCAAAGGCUGGAGAACCAAAACGACACGAACGUCGACUUUACCGGCGAGAUUUCCAAUAACAUGAAUAUGGAAAUCCAAAAGACCAUGGAAAGAAAUCUCGAGGUUAUGGAGGAAAAUCGGUUGUUGGAGGAACAACUCGCGUCGGUCACGAAGGAGCUUGCCGACAUAAAGGCCGAGAUCAGCGAAGCGAAGGGCAAGUGG